This is a messenger RNA of Adineta steineri, 4356 nucleotides long. Lineage: Eukaryota; Metazoa; Rotifera; Eurotatoria; Adinetida; Adinetidae. The record is from the annotation of a GenBank genome assembly.
AUGAAGAUAGCAUCUAACGAUGGCCUAGAAUUCAACAUUGAUGGUGAUAUAGCUAAACAGUCUACAAUGCUCAAAGAGUUUUUCGAUGAUGAGUGUUUGAAUUCAAUCAUAGAAGGUUCUGAUGGACCCAUUUCAUUACCGAAUGUCAAAGGUUCUCUCCUCAAACCAACAUGUAAUUUGGGUGAUGCAACAAAACUCAAUGUUCAUCUUGUUCCACAUUCACAUGAUGAUGUUGGAUUUGUUAAAACAUUAGAUGAAUAUUAUUAUGGAUCUCGAAGUGAUCUUCAACAUGCUGGUGUUCAAUAUAUUCUUGAUUCAAUUGUUCUUGCAUUAGAUGAAAAUCCUCAUCGACGAUUUAUCUAUGUUGAAAUGGCUUUCUUUUAUCGAUGGUGGCUUCAACAAAUAGAUGAAAUUCGCAAUAAAGUUAAAGCUUUCGUCAAUUCAGGUCGUCUUGAAUUUAUUUCUGGUGGUUGGUGUAUGAAUGAUGAAGGAACAACACAUUAUAAUUCAAUUAUUGAUCAACAUAGUUUAGGUCUUGAAUUUCUAAAUGAUCAAUUUGGUGAAUGUGGUCGACCAAAAAUUGGUUGGCAAAUCGAUCCAUUUGGUCAUUCACGUGAACAGGCGUCUCUGCUUGCACAGAUGGGUUUUGAUGGUUUAUUCUUUGGUCGUGCUGAUUAUCAAGAUCUACAAAAACGUAAUACAACAAAAUCAAUGGAAAUGAUUUGGAAAGCAAGUGCUAAUUUAGGUCGUCAAAGUUGGUUAUUUACUGGUAUUUUACCUCGAAGAUAUUCAACUCCAGCAACAUUCUCUUUUGAUUUUAUUGCUCCAGAUGAUCCGAUCAUAGAUGAUGUAAAUUUACCAGAUUAUAAUGUACCAGAACGUGUUCAAACAUUUAUUGAAACAGCUCAGAAUGAGUCAAUGGAAUAUGCAACUAAUCAUAUUAUAAUGACAUUUGGUGGUGAUUUUCAAUAUCAAAAUGCAUUGGCAAAUUAUAAAAAUUUAGAUAAAUUAAUUAAAUAUGUCAAUGAUCAGCAAAUAAAUGGUAGUAGUGUAAAUGUUUUCUAUUCGACUCCAUCCUGUUAUUUAUAUGCAUUAAAUAAAGUUAAUCGUAGUUGGAUAACAAAAACGGAUGAUUUUUUUCCACAUGCACAUCAUCCACAUGGAUUUUGGACAGGAUAUUUUACAUCACGACCAGCUUUAAAACGUUUUGAACGUUAUUCAAAUAAUAUUUUACAAGUUAUACGACAAUUAAAUACAUUUUCUAAUAGUCAAUUACGAAAUCAAAUUUUUAGUUUAAGUGAAGCAAUGGCGAUUGCUCAACAUCAUGAUGCAGUUAGUGGAACAGAAAAACAACAUGUAGCAAAUGAUUAUGCACAACGAUUGUCCAUUGGAAUUGAUUCAGCACUUAAUGUAAUUAAUACAGCUUAUCCAAAACUGUUGAUAAAAGAUAAACAAUCAACAACAACAGAAAUUCAACAAUUUCUUUGUCAAUUAACAAACAUAAGUGAAUGUUUACCAAUUGAAAACGCAAAACAAUUCAUAGUAAUACUUUGGAAUCCAAUAAUUCAUCCAGUUGUUGGUUAUUUACGUGUCCCUGUUACGAGAUCUUAUACAGUUCGUGAUUUUAGUGGGCCAAUUCCUUUUCAGUUAAUUCCAAUUUCAAAUUCAACGAAAACAAUACCUGGUCGAAUGAGUAAUGCAACGUAUCAAUUGAUUUUUAAAUAUAAUUUACCAGCAUUGGGUUUUAAUACAUAUUUCUUUGAGGCGAAUGAAGAAGAAGAAGAAGAAAAAUUAGAAAUAACUAAAAAUGAAAUAUGUAUUUUACAAAAUCAAAAUCUUCGAAUUGAAAUUGAUGAACAAGGAAAUCUGAGCAGUCAUCCUAUUCCGGAAAGAAGCAUUCUCGGAAAUCUAAAACGUAUUAUAAAUCUUCAAAAGAAUAUUAAUAUUACAUUUCUUAAUCAAGGUUUCUAUUGGUAUAAAAGUUAUUCUGGUAAUAAUUCUCAAUUUGAUUUUCAAGCAUCUGGUGCUUAUAUCUUUCGACCAGUAACACAAGAUGCAAAACCAAUAUCUAAAAAACGUUCAUUAAAAUGUAUUAAAAGUGAACUUGUUCAAACAGCAAUUAUUAUUUUUAAUGAAUGGAUUAGUCAAGAAAUCAAUCUUUAUGAUGAAGGAGAAGAUAUUGAAAUUGAAUGGACAGUAGGUCCGGUUCCAGUUGAAGAUAAUAUUGGAAAAGAAAUUAUUCUUCGAUAUGAUACAGAUAUUAAAAGUCAAUCAAAAUAUUAUACAGAUGCAAAUGGACGAGAAGUUCUUCAACGAAUAAGAAAUUAUCGACCAACAUAUAAUUAUACAAUUACUGAACCAGUUAGUGGAAAUUAUUAUCCAGUUAAUUCUCGUAUUUGGAUUAAUGAAACAAAUCGACAAUUUACUAUUCUUACUGAUCGUUCGGAAGGUGGUGCAAGUCUUAUUGAUGGUUCAGUUGAAUUAAUGAUACAUCGACGUUUACUUUAUGAUGAUAAUUUGGGUGUUGGUGAAUCAUUGAAUGAAUCUGCAUUUGGUCAAGGUCUUGUUAUUCGUGGAAAACAUUUUCUUAAUAUUGAUUUACCUCAAACAAGUGCUUUUUAUCAUCGUAUUCAUUCACAAGAAUUAUUUAUGUCUCCACUUGUAACAUAUGCAUUAAUUAAUUCAUCUUAUAUGAAUUAUUCAAGUUUAUAUCAUGAAACAUGGUCUGCAUUAAGCGAUAUAUUACCUUCAAAUAUUCAUUUAUUAACAUUAGAUCAAUUGAAUGAAAAACAAUAUCUUAUUCGUCUUGAGCAUUAUUUUGAAUUAAAUGAAGAUGAAAAAUAUUCAUAUCCAACUAAAAUUGAUUUACAAUCAAUAUUUAAAUCAAUUGGAAUAAUUGAUAAAAUAUUAGAAUUAACAUUAGAUGCUAAUUUAGAAUUAUCUCAAAUGAACAGACUACAUUGGUUAACUGAUAAUGAUGAAUUAUUACUACAAACGAAUAAUUCUACGAGACAAACUACACAAUUACCUAAUUAUUCUUGUAGUGAAAAUAAUGCUUCUAUUCAGUUUACAUUGUCUUCAUCGUCUCAUUCGGCUUGGAAGCCAACAUCAAAUUGUUCUUUACAACAAUGUAAUACAAGCUUGAAUGAUAACAAUAAUUGUCUUUCAUCAUCAACACCUUGUUUUGAUUAUCGAACAAUAAAUAAUAUUAGUUAUUGUGCACCUGGGAUUUUAUGUUCAAUACUAGAAAGAUGUGAUAAUAUUACACAAACAUGUUCAUUAAAUAAUUCAGUGUGUGUUAUUAACUCAUGUUGUUCAUCACAAGCAGUAUGUUUACCAUUGUCAGCAAUACAAAUGUGAUGGUUUCCUACUGGUAAUAUGAAUAAUGCACGAGUUUAUCACGCAGCAUCUGUAUUAUCAGAUGGAAAAGUAUUAGUUACUGGUGGAGUUGACAAUGGUGCUGAAUUGUAUGAUCCAUCAACAAAUACCUGGACGCGUACGAAUAAUAUGACUGAUAUACGGAGUGCUCACACAUCAUCUGUAUUAUCAAAUGGAAAUGUAUUAGUUACUGGUGGAUACAGUAGUGGUAGUGCUUUAAAUAGUGCUGAGCUGUAUGAUCCAUCAGCAGGUACUUGGAUAACUACUGCUAGCAUGGCUCAUGGACGAUAUCAGCACACAGCAUCUGUAUUAUCAAAUGGAAAAGUAUUAGUUACUGGCGGAUCGGAUGGUAAUAAUGGUAUAAAUAGUGCUGAGCUGUAUGAUCCAUCAACAGGUACUUGGACAACUACUGGUAGCAUGACUAAUGCACGAAGUUGUCACGCAGCAUCUAUAUUAUCAAAUGGAAAUGUAUUAGUUACUGGUGGGGCUGUUAAUUAUGCUUAUUUAAAUAGUGCUGAAAUAUAUGAUCCAUCAACAGGUAUUUGGACAACUACUGGUAACAUGACUGAUAGACGAUAUUUUCACACAGCAUCUGUACUAUCAAAUGGAAAAGUAUUAGUUACUGGUGGACUCAAUGAUUAUAUUGGUUAUUCAAAUAGUUUUAUAAAUAGUGCGGAAUUAUAUGAUCCAUCGACAGGUAUUUGGACAGCUAUUAGUAACAUGACUAAUAUACGGGUUUGUCACACAGCAUCUAUAUUAUCAAAUGGAAAAGUAUUAGUUGCUGGUGGAUCCACUGGUAGUGUUUAUUUAAAUAGUGCUGAGUUGUAUGAUCCAUCAACAGGUACUUGGACAACUACUGGUAGCAUGGCUAAUGUACGAGAUCGGCACACAGCAUCUGUAUUAUCGAAUGGAAAAGUAUUAGUUACUGGUGGUGAAGGUAUUGGACAGUAUGCUAUAAUUGGCGCUGAAUUAUACUAA